This is a messenger RNA of Pseudophryne corroboree (corroboree frog), 969 nucleotides long. Its product is annotated as putative nuclease HARBI1. Lineage: Eukaryota; Metazoa; Chordata; Amphibia; Anura; Myobatrachidae. The record is from RefSeq and is a predicted model, not a curated record. The coding region runs from base 1 to 969 and encodes 322 amino acids. The transcript has 3 exons.
AUGGAUGACAAUACCUUCCAGGAAUUACUGGGCCUUGUGACUCCCUACAUCGAGAGGCAGGACACCAAGAUGCGGAGGGCCAUCACUGCUGAGGAGAGGCUGACUGCUACGCUGAGGUUCCUGGCUCCUGGGCGGUCGCUGGAGGACCUGAAGUUCGGGACCCUCAUCUCCCCCCAGGCUUUGGGUCAGAUCAAUCCUGACACCUGCAAUGCCAUUGUGAAGGUGCUGCAGGACCAGUAUUUAAAGCUCCCUGCAAGUAUAUCAGAAUGGCAAGCCAUGGCAGAGGAGUUUGCCACCACCUGGCAAUUUCCUAAUUGUGGGGGAGCGAUAGAUGGCAAACACAUCAGCAUCAACCCUUAUUUUAAUUAUAAAGGGUAUAUCAGCAGCAUCGUGCUGAUGGCAGUGGUGAAUGCCAACUAUGAAUUCAUCUUCAUUGACAAUACCACCUUCUACGAGUGGCUCACCACAAAGACCCUGAACUUGCCAUCUAGGGAGCAAACCAAGCACAGCCUCUAUUUUGUUUUUGUGGCUGAUGAGGCAUUCGCACUCCACGAGAACAUUAUGAAGCCAUACCCCCAGAGGCACCUGACAAGGGAGAAGCAGAUCUACAAUUAUAGGCUAUCCCGGACACGCCGAAUUGUAGAGAACACUUUUGGCAUCCUGUCUAGCCGCUUCCGGAUAUUCCUAAUGGCUAUCAACUUGCAGGUGGAGAAGAUAGAUUGGAUGGUGACUGCGUGCUGUGUCCUGCAUAACUAUUUGCGCAGAAAAGUCACCCAGCAUAGGACACUGUCCAGAGCAGCGCCAAGAGACCCAGACCCAGAACACCCAGAGGAGAAUUCAUCGUUUCCCUCUGUGGAACCACCUCCACUCCAUUCUAGGGCGAGUGUACAGGCAAAACAGGUCAGGAAUGAGUACCUGGCCUAUUUUAACGGGGUGGGUGCAGUCGAUUGGCAGGAGGACCACAUUUAA